GGCUGAGUGUGGGGGGAUAUUUAUGCUGAAGUCCCUAAUGAGAGCUACAACGGGACACAACUGAGUUAACAUACACCGUAGGUGCUGGUUUUAGAGCUUUCGUUAUGUUGUGGGCUAAAUGUCCAUAAAUCUACAGAUUCGAGAAUAAAAACAGCUCUGUUAUUGAAAUUUUUAAAAUAAAGCAAUCCACAAAUAGUCGCAGGGAUUAAUUAAUUUUGGUUGGAAGACAGGGUAAUGUAAAAAUUCCAGGAUCGGUGUUAACAGAAGGAAAACACUUGCUAUUGAAAACAGGGUUUGGAAGCUCUGCUUAAUAAUGCAACCCUGAAACAGAUGUGUGGGACUUCAUCCCAGCACUCCCACCCCCACUAGUUUAAAAGGGAAUAUGUAUUUCGAAGCAAAAUUAAUUGAGACUUAUUUUAUCUUGCCCCUGGCUAAAGAAUUUUUCUGCAUGCUAGAUCCUGAGAUUAUAUUUUGUCACUUGCAUCAAUCUCUCUCUGUAUAACCUCCUUCCCCCCCCCCCCCGCUUCUUGCUUCACUAAACCUCCUUUCUGUCCCAUAAGCCCGCACCCUCUCACAGCUCUUCUCCUUCACUCUCCUCCUUUACAUUUUCACACCCUCCGAGUCCUCUCCCUCAGCACUCACUUCCCUUUCCCCCUCCAUCUCAUUUUUUUCUUCUUCCUCCUAACCAUCACCCUUCUCUCCUAUAUUCCUCCACCAGUCCUCCUCUCUUUUCCGUUCCCAAAUCCCUCCACCACCCCUGUUUCAAACCUCCAAUACUUCUCCACCCUUCCCUCUCCUGUAUCCUUUCACACUCAUACCUCCACCCCUUCACUUCUUCCGCCCUCAUCCUUUUAUCUUCCUCUCUAAUAUCUCUCCACCCCUCUCUUCUCUCAUUAUCUCAUACCCCCACCUCUUUUCCCUCCUUCUCACAUAUCCUUCUACCUCAUCCCGGCUCCCCAUAUACCUCCAGCCCUUCAUCCUCCUUCCCCUCCCAUAAUCUCACUCCCCCUACCAUCCUUCCAUCCCACCAAAUCCCUCCAACCCUUCCUCCUCCCCAAAUCUCUCUUUCCUCCUUCCUCCUCCCUUCUUCCCUCCCAUAUCCCUUUAUCCUCGUUUACCCUGCAAAUACUCUACAUUCAUCAAUAUCCCUUUUAUCCCCCUUCUCUUCUCUCACACUCCCCUCUUGUUAACCUCCUCAGCAAUAUUGCCCCUCACCCUUUACCACUUUCCCGUAUCCACCCCACCCUUUUCCCUCUGAUUUCCUUCCUAUAUCCAUCCUCCUCUCCUCAAAUCCUUCCUUUACUUCCUAAAUCUUCCCUACCCUUUAUCCCAUCUCCUCUUAGAUAAACCUCUCUUUCAACCUCCUCCUUCCUUUCUUUCCCUUACCAACAUCCCCGUCACCUUCCCUCCACCAUAUUCCCCACUAUUUUCCUGUAUUUUUUCUCAACUCUUCCCCUCUCCCUCUCAUAUCCCUAUCUCCUUCCUUUCUGCCCAGAACUGAAUCUGAGAGGAUGAGAGAUGACCUGAUAGAGGUGUACAAGAUGAUGAGAGGCAUUGAUCGUGUGGGUAGUCAGAGGCUUUUUCCCCAGGCUGAAAUGGUUGCCACAAGACGACACAGGUUUAAGGUGCUGGGGAGUAGGUACAGAGGAGAUGUCGGGGUAAGUUUUUUACUCAGAGAGUGGUGAGUGCAUGCAGUUGGCUGCCGGCAACAGUGGUGGAGGCGGAUAUGAUAGGGUCUUUUAAGAGACUCCUGGAUAGGUACAUGGAGCUUAGAAAAAUAGAGGGCUAUGGGUAAGCCUAGUAAUUUCCACUAGGGACAUGUUCAGCACAACUUUGUGGGCCGAAGAGCCUGUAUUGUGCUGUAGAUUUUCUAUGAGUAAGAUAGACAAUAAAACCGAGGCCUUAAUCAAACCUGGGCCAUUAGAUGUAUGACUGUCUGUGACUGUGUGAUUAUGUGAGGAUGAGCGUGUCUGUGUGUAUCUGUUAUCUUUAUUGUUGUAUGCAAUUACAUUUUUGUUUGUGUAUUUAUGUGUGUCCAUGCAUGUGUUUAUGUCCAUGUGUGCAUGUAUUUGUGUGUGCGUGAUUGCAUACGUCCAUGUUUGCGUAUAUCCAUACCUGCAUGUGUUUCGUGUGUCCGUGUGUGAGUGCGUGUAUCUCUGUCUCUGCAUGUGUUUAUGUGCGACCAUGUGCCUGUGUUUAUGCAUGUGCGUGUGUGUUUAUGUGCUUUGUGAGUGGUUACUCAGUGGCUUCCGCAGGUUUAACAGUAAGCUUAACAGUAGGGGUCUUAGAUUAUACUACUGACUGCAUUUGAUACUUUACAAAGAUUCCCGGAAGGGGGAAAGAAGCCAGCUUCGUGUUAGCUCAGCCUAAAGUAAUAUGUAUUAGAAUUUUUCCACGAUUUUCUUUCUUCCUUCCCCACCCCGGUUAGUUCGCCGCCAUGCCACACACACACACACAACCACACACAACUCGGAACCGAAGCGAGUUCCCUUCCCCCAGCGCCGCUGAACGAACGUAUGUGUCUCUCACUCUCUCACCCACAAAAUUCCGCACAAUGUUUCUCUCUCUUGCCCCAUUUGUUUCUCCCUCAACCAGUUCCCAGCAACACCCCCACCAAUCCACCCCACAACACACCCAUUCUUCUUUCUCUCACUGCCGCUGCCAUUGGACGGAAUGAAGUCAGCUGACUUCCCAUUUCACUCCACGAAUUGGAAAGAAUGCUGGCCUUACAACAAUCUAGUUAUUAGAUUCAAAAGUCUGGCGCAGUUAUAUAUAUAGAUACAUAGAUAGACAGAUAGAUAGAUAGGUAUUGAUAUAUGCAUAUAUAAAAAAGAAAUUAUAUGCACUUAUCCGGUGCUGAUAGCUCGCGGUGUGCAGGACAGGGGUGCCGCGUGUGAUCAUGAAUUCUCUCUAUCAUAACCCCUCGCUAGCUUGUCACAUCCCGGGCAGUCAAGACCUCUUACCCAACUCUUUCGACCCAGUUCGGCACUUCAGCGCCUACGGAGCCACGGUGUCUCAGAACAGGAUCUACCCGAAUCCCUACUACACUCCGACGCAGGAGAGCCCGUGGCCGAGCCGACCGUCUUUCGAUUAUACUUUGUAUCAAGAGAAAGAUCUCUCCCAGCCUUCCUCCUCGUCCUCCUCCUCCUCCGCUGCCGCUUCUGCUGCCGGCGCAUGUAGGCAAAUUUCGGAAAACUCCCGGGCAGACGGUCCCAAGCAAUGCUUUCGGAUUUACCCAUGGAUGCAACGAGUCAACUCACACAGCGGUGUGGGCUACGGCUCGGAGCGCAGGAGAGGCCGCCAGAUUUACUCGCGGUACCAGACCCUGGAACUGGAGAAGGAAUUCCACUUCAGCCGUUACCUGACGCGCCGCAGGCGGAUCGAGAUCGCCGGCGCCCUGUGCCUGACGGAACGUCAGAUUAAAAUCUGGUUCCAGAACAGGCGUAUGAAGUGGAAGAAGGGGGGCAACAGCGAGCGGCCGGCGGCGACCGCCGAAGCACAGGAGCCGGCAGAAGAGAAUGACCAGGACAAGGAGAAGCGGCCCGCCGGGCAGGAGGCGACUGAUCCAGCCGCCAAACCUGGCAAUCUUUCCCAGUGAAACCAUCCCCCCGCGCAGCAGUUUGUGGUAUCCCGAUCACACACAUUCGUAGUUAACCAGAACGUCGGUGGCGUGAGAGAGAGAGAGAGAGAGCGAGAGAGAGAGAGAGAGAGAGAGAGAGAGAGAGAGAGAGAGAGAGAGAGAGAGAGAGAG
Messenger RNA from Hypanus sabinus (Atlantic stingray), 3751 nucleotides. Its product is annotated as homeobox protein Hox-C6-like. The transcript is spliced from 2 exons. Gene Ontology annotation, cellular component: nucleus. Gene Ontology annotation, biological process: anterior/posterior pattern specification; regulation of transcription by RNA polymerase II. The coding region runs from base 2900 to 3598 and encodes 232 amino acids. The record is from RefSeq and is a predicted model, not a curated record. Lineage: Eukaryota; Metazoa; Chordata; Chondrichthyes; Myliobatiformes; Dasyatidae. Gene Ontology annotation, molecular function: RNA polymerase II cis-regulatory region sequence-specific DNA binding; DNA-binding transcription factor activity, RNA polymerase II-specific.